AUGGGGCGGCAGCGGCGGGCCCUGGCCCUGAGGGCGGUCAAGGCCUCCCUGGUCCUCUUGGCGCUGCUGGUGCCCUCGCAGGCGGUGGUGCGGGCCGUGCUGGACGGCAACGCGAGCACAGUGGACUUCGCGGACCUGCCGGCCAUGUUCGGGGCGCCCCUGGCCCCCGAGGGUGUGCGGGGCUACCUGAUGGAGGCCAAGCCGGCUAACGCGUGCCACCCCAUCGAGCGCCCGCAGCCGGUGGGCAAUGGCUCCCUGGGCGCCAUCGUGCUCAUUCGGCGCUACGAUUGCACAUUUGACCUGAAGGUGCUGCACGCCCAGCAGGCCGGCUUCAAGGCCGCCAUUGUGCACAACGUCUUCUCGGACGACCUGGUGCGCAUGGCCCACGUCUACGAGGACCUGCGGCACCAGAUCUCCAUCCCCGCGGUGUUCGUGAGCGAGGCCGCCUCGCAGGACUUGCGGGUCAUCAUGUGCUGCGACAAGUCCGCCCAGGUCCUCUUGUUGCCCAACUACCCGCCGUGCCCGGACCUGGACUGCCACCCCGUGCUGGCCAUCUCCUGGGUCCUGGGCCGCACCCUGGCCCUGCUCAUGUCCACCUUUUUCAUCCUCCGACACCUGUGGAACUGGCUGUGGUCCAGGUGGGCCUACGGGCCCGCCGCGGUCAAGAAGCCGGCCUGCCGGAGGGCCCAGGUCCGGACCUUCACGCGGCUCAACGACGUGUGCGCCAUCUGCCUGGACGAGUACCAGGAGGGCGAGCAGCUCAAGAUCCUGCCCUGCUCCCACACCUACCACUGCAAGUGCAUCGACCCCUGGUUCUCCCAGGCUGCCCAGCGCUCCUGCCCCGUGUGCAAGCAGUCGGUGGCCAGCACGGAGGACAGCUCCAACUCCACCAUCGACAGCUUCUGCGACGAGGACCCCGCCCUGCUGGGCCACCAUGCCCCCAUCUGGGCCAUCCAGGCCCGGCUGCGCUCCCGGAGGCUGGCGCUGCUGGCCCGAGCCAGCCCACACCACUCCUGCAGCGCCACCUCCGUGGGGGUGGCCGAGGCGGUGGAGUCCUCCGAGCGGCCCCCAGACCCACUCUGA
Molecule: messenger RNA, 1083 nt
Organism: Myotis lucifugus (little brown bat)
Lineage: Eukaryota; Metazoa; Chordata; Mammalia; Chiroptera; Vespertilionidae
Gene: ZNRF4
Product: zinc and ring finger 4
Exons: 1
Coding region: 1-1083 (360 amino acids)
Cellular component (GO): nucleoplasm; cytoplasm
Source: RefSeq, a predicted model, not a curated record